Molecule: messenger RNA, 2341 nt
Organism: Brassica rapa (field mustard)
Lineage: Eukaryota; Viridiplantae; Streptophyta; Magnoliopsida; Brassicales; Brassicaceae
Product: succinate dehydrogenase [ubiquinone] flavoprotein subunit 1, mitochondrial
Biological process (GO): mitochondrial electron transport, succinate to ubiquinone; tricarboxylic acid cycle
Cellular component (GO): respiratory chain complex II (succinate dehydrogenase)
Molecular function (GO): electron transfer activity; flavin adenine dinucleotide binding; succinate dehydrogenase (quinone) activity
Source: RefSeq, a predicted model, not a curated record
GAAGUCAUCGUUUUCCAUUUUUGCUUUAAUAAGCACCUCACCUCGGUGGCUCUCUCUCACUCCGCUCGCGAGUUCUCAGGUAAACUUAAAAACGAUUUCGUCUACCAUUUCAUUUGCAUCGAAUCUGAUCGGCUAGUGGAUUCAAGAACAAGAAGAAGAUGUGGCGCUGCGUCUCUCGUAGCCUUCGUGUUCCUUCCUCAAGGACCUCGCUCUCUGGAUCUCGCUUUUCCAGAUUCCUCUCCACCGGUUCCCAGACAGGUGAUUACACGAUAGUGGAUCACACCUAUGAUGCGGUGGUUGUGGGAGCUGGUGGUGCUGGGCUUAGGGCGGCCAUUGGAUUAUCUGAGCAUGGAUUCAACACCGCUUGCAUCACCAAGCUCUUCCCCACACGGUCACAUACCGUCGCUGCUCAGGGUGGUAUUAAUGCUGCACUGGGAAACAUGUCUGAAGAUGACUGGAGAUGGCAUAUGUAUGAUACUGUCAAAGGAAGUGACUGGCUUGGUGAUCAAGAUGCCAUUCAGUAUAUGUGUAGAGAGGCACCAAAAGCAGUGAUUGAACUUGAGAAUUAUGGUCUUCCCUUUUCUCGUACUGAAGAGGGUAAAAUUUACCAGCGUGCGUUUGGUGGCCAGAGUCUUGACUUUGGCAAAGGUGGUCAGGCCUACCGUUGUGCUUGUGCUGCGGAUCGGACUGGGCAUGCUCUCUUGCAUACCUUAUAUGGACAAGCUAUGAAGCAUAACACACAGUUCUUUGUUGAAUACUUCGCUCUGGAUUUGCUCAUGGCUAGUGAUGGCACUUGCCAGGGAGUAAUUGCACUAAACAUGGAAGAUGGAACAUUGCAUCGUUUCCGCUCUGCACAAACAAUCUUGGCCACUGGGGGUUACGGCAGAGCAUACUUCUCUGCAACCUCAGCACAUACAUGCACAGGAGAUGGCAAUGCCAUGGUUGCACGUGCUGGUCUUCCACUCCAGGACUUGGAGUUUGUUCAGUUCCAUCCAACUGGUAUUUAUGGAGCCGGAUGUCUCAUCACUGAAGGAUCCCGAGGUGAAGGUGGUAUCCUUAGAAACAGUGAAGGUGAACGUUUUAUGGAACGAUAUGCUCCUACAGCCAAGGAUCUUGCAUCAAGAGAUGUUGUCUCUAGAUCUAUGACUAUGGAAAUUAGGGAAGGUCGUGGUGUAGGACCGCAUAAGGAUCAUAUCUAUCUCCAUUUGAACCAUCUCCCACCAGAAGUUCUAAAAGAAAGGCUUCCUGGAAUAUCUGAGACCGCUGCAAUCUUCGCUGGUGUUGAUGUUACCAAAGAGCCAAUCCCAGUCUUGCCUACUGUGCACUAUAACAUGGGUGGUAUCCCAACAAAUUACCACGGCGAGGUAGUGACCAUCAAAGGAGAUGAUCCAGAUGCAGUGGUUCCAGGGCUUAUGGCUGCUGGGGAGGCAGCUUGUGCAUCUGUUCACGGUGCCAACAGGCUUGGUGCAAAUUCUCUCCUCGACAUUGUUGUGUUUGGCCGUGCUUGUGCGAAUAGGGUAGCAGAGAUAAGCAAACCAGGGGAGAAACAGAGGCCUCUGGAGGAGAAUGCAGGCAAGAAGACGAUAGAAUGGCUGAACAAGUUAAGACACUCAAGCGGGUCGCUUCCUACAUCAAGUAUCAGAUUGAACAUGCAGAGGAUUAUGCAGAACAAUGCAGCUGUCUUCCGCACGCAAGAAACAUUGGAAGAAGGUUGUCAGUUGAUCGACAAGGCAUGGGAAAGUUUCGAGGAUGUCCAGGUUAAAGAUCGGAGUUUAAUAUGGAACUCUGAUCUGAUAGAGACAAUAGAACUGGAGAACCUAUUGAUAAACGCUUCAAUAACAAUGCAUUCAGCGGAAGCACGAAAGGAAAGCAGAGGAGCACAUGCUCGGGAAGAUUUCACGAAAAGAGAGGAUGGAGAAUGGAUGAAGCAUACAUUGGGGUAUUGGGAAGACGAGAAAGUGAGGUUGGAGUAUAGGCCUGUUCACAUGGACACUCUCGACGAUGAGAUUGACACUUUCCCUCCCAAAGCUCGCGUCUACUGAUUUCCUUCCCCCCACAAACAAACAAGCAAGCAGCAGCAGCGAUAUGCUUGUUAUUUUUAUUGUGUCGACUGAAUAAUAAUAAUACCAGGAGGAUAAGAGAGAAGGGGAUUAGGAGAAAUGGACACAAAAAAAGGAGUUUUUGCUAUUUAUUAUUGUGAUGAGAGAAAGCUCAUGUUUUGGAGGACAAAAACAGCUUUCGUCGUCUUCAUCUUGUUUUUUUACAUUUGACACCAGAAAGGGUGUGUAAUAAAAUGGUAAAAGACCGUUAAAAUGUGUUCUGUAUUCCCUUUUAACCAGUU